This is a messenger RNA of Erigeron canadensis, 1259 nucleotides long. Its product is annotated as probable cinnamyl alcohol dehydrogenase 6. The transcript is spliced from 6 exons. Bases 13 to 1095 code for a protein of 360 amino acids. Gene Ontology annotation, molecular function: zinc ion binding; cinnamyl-alcohol dehydrogenase activity. Lineage: Eukaryota; Viridiplantae; Streptophyta; Magnoliopsida; Asterales; Asteraceae. The record is from RefSeq and is a predicted model, not a curated record. Gene Ontology annotation, biological process: lignin biosynthetic process.
AGGUGAUAAGAAAUGACACAAACAACUCCUAAUCACAAGAUCACAGUUUCCGGAUGGGCGGCCCAUGAUUCCGCAGGUGUAAUCACUCCUUACACCUUCAAAAGAAGAGUGAAUGGAGCAAAUGAUGUUUCCAUCAAGAUCUUGUAUUGUGGAAUUUGUCAUACCGAUAUUCACCAAGUCAAAAACGAUUGGGGUAUUACCAUGUACCCUGUUGUUCCUGGGCAUGAAAUAACCGGAGUAAUAAUUGAGGUUGGAAGCAAUGUGAAAGGGUUCAAGAUUGGGGACCGGGUUGGGGUAGGAUGCUUGGCUGCGUCGUGUUUAGAGUGUGAAUUUUGUAAGGGAUCCGAAGAGAAUUACUGUGAAAAAAGCCAAUUUACCUACAAUGGUAUAUUUUGGGAUGGAAGCAUCACUUAUGGUGGUUAUUCUCAGAUGUUGGUUGCUGACCACAGGUAUGUAGUUCAUGUACCCGAAAGCUUGCCAAUGGACGCGGCAGCACCAUUACUAUGCGCGGGAAUUACAGUGUACUCACCAAUGAUCGAUUGCAAGCUACACGAGUCUACUGGAAAGAGAAUAGGAAUUGUUGGGCUGGGAGGCCUUGGGCAUGUGGCUAUUAAAUUUGGUAAAGCUUUUGGCCACCAUGUUACUGUCAUUAGCACCUCCCCUUCGAAAGAGAAGGAGGCCCGACAACGUCUAGGUGCUGAUGAUUUCAUCGUUAGCACAGACCCUAAACAAAUGCAGUCAAAGAUGAGGACACUGGACUUCAUAUUGGACACGGUUGCUGCACCACACUCCAUUGGGCCAAUCCUGGAACUACUCAAAGUGAAAGGAACACUUGUGCUUGUGGGUGCACCUGAUAAGCCUCUAGAGUUGCCUUCUUUCCCUUUAAUAUUUGGAAAAAGGGUGGUGAAAGGUAGCAUAAUUGGAGGAAUAAAAGAAACACAAGAAAUGUUGAACUUUUGUGGGGAGCACAACAUCACAUGCGAGAUUGAGACGGUUACACCGGAUUAUAUCAAUGAAGCCUUGACUAGACUGGCCAACAACGAUGUCAAGUAUCGUUUCGUGAUCAACAUCGCUGGCAGAAACUCGAGCCUAUAAUUCGAUGUUUCAAGACUGUUCUGUUUUCUAAAAAUACUUGCUACUUGUGUGUGGAGAAACUAUAAAUAUGUGCAAAACAUAUUCUAGUGUAUCUGUUUGUAACUUUAUGUGAUUGCAUUUUUAUCUAAGAAAUAAAAUUAUAUGAUUAAGAAUGCUAAUUUCAA